GUGGGGGGAGGAGGGACCUGAGGAAACUCAGGUGAGAAGGAUUUUGCUGGAGUUUAGGCAAGGGAGGAAAGUCUGGGCCGGUGGCCUCCCAGAGUCUAGACUGUUCUGGAAAGAGUAUUCUGUUGUCCCUCCAAGGAUGCCCAAGCCACACUGACAAUGGGAGAAAAGGAGCAGGAGGAAGAUGCUGAGGAGACCUGGCUGCAGCUGCGUCCUGUGGAGCCCUUACCCUCCCAGUGCUGUGGCAGUGGCUGUUCACCCUGUGUGUUCGACCUAUAUCACCAAGACCUGGCAAGGUGGGAGGCAGCUCGAGCCAGGAAAGAUGGGAGCCUGCUGAGUAGGAAGCAGCCACAGAGCUGCUCCUCUAAGAUGAGCACAGACGCCUUCCUGGCCUUCCACAUCAGUGCCAUGGACAGACUCACAAAAGACACCUACCACAUUCGGUUUGCACUACCUGGGAACAGCCAGCUUGGCCUGCAGCCUGGGCAGCACCUCGUCCUACGAGGGAUAGUAGAUGGCUUAGAGAUUCAGAGAGCCUAUACACCCAUCAGUCCUGCCAAUGCAGAAGGAUACUUUGAUGUUUUAAUCAAGUGCUACCAGACCGGGCUGAUGUCCCGGUAUGUGGAGUCCUGGAAAGCAGGAGACACAGCUUUCUGGCGAGGACCUUUUGGAAGCUUCUCCUAUAAACCAAAUGAGCAUGGUGAGCUCCUCAUGCUGGCUGCGGGCACAGGCCUGGCCCCUAUGGUGUCCAUCCUACAGAGCAUCACAGACAAUGCUGAUGAUGAGACCUUUGUCACUCUGGUCUGCUGCUUCAAGACCUUUGAGAAUAUCUACCUGAAAACCUUCCUCCAGGAUCAGGCCCGUUUUUGGAACAUCCGCAUCUUCUUUGUACUCAGCCAGGAGAACUCCCCAGAGCAACUUCCCUGGAGUUACCGCGAGAAGACCUGCUUUGGCCGCCUGGGCCAGGACCUGGUCGAAGAGCUCGUGGGCUGCUGUCGAAGAAAGCCAUUUGCCUUGGUCUGUGGCUCACCUGAGUUUACCAAGGAUGUGACCAGGUACUUGCUGUGUGCAGGACUGACUGCAGACUCCUACUUCCUCUUCUAGCCUUGGCCAGGGACCUGCUACUGAGACAUAGGAAGGAGAACAAACUAGAAUCAGAAAACAGGGAGGCCUGGCCUGGCUGCUAACUUGCCGGGUGGCCUUGGGCAAAUGUCUUCACCCUUGGAAGCUCUGUUUCCUAUCUACCCCAUUAGGUUAAUCAUUCCCUCCUGGCAUCAUGCUAUGUGGAGGGAGGAUAGAGAGUAUGGGGACACUGAGGAGGCCAGCAGGCAAGCUGGGAGUCAAAUCCUGCUGAGCCAGGGAGGAGUAGGAGUUGGACAGGAAAAGGGGGAGGACCCUCCCUCAUCCCUUCAGUUAGAGGUCCUGUUUGGGACUCCAGCUGUGGCCUAGACACUGGCUCAAAUAGAUGCUCUCUAAGUGUUGGGAAUGGCCCCAGAAGAGACUCAGAACUCUUUGGAGAAGGACUUUAAUUUAUAUACUUUCAGUGCCACAAGCCUGACAUGCCAAAGGCCUUGAAUUCUGUGAACUGACCAUGUUAUCAAGAGCAAGGUGUUGUCCUGAUUAUUUUUGUAUUGGCCCCAAACUUUUCCUGCUGCAAACAGAUUCACUCUCAGUCUCCUCUUCCUGGCUCAAGAGACCAGCCCAGAGUCCUUUCCCCAGCAAAAGAAGAGAUAUGGGAGGCAAAGGCCCCUCCCUCCCACAGGCAGCUGGCUCAGCCCGUGUCUUCAGCUCAGUGCUCUGGUGACAGUUGCUAUGGAGAUCUAAAGAUAGAGCAGGAGCCUGAGACCUGGGUCCCUUUCCCAGUUCUGCCCACUGACUGGGUGCUGAUUCAGGUCCACUCAGCUCCCUGCCCACCUCCUCCAUCUUGCAUGGAGCAUGCCCUCUCCAGGGAACCCCAUGCCCCUGGGCAACACUCUGCAAUCAAUGAAUUCCUCUUCGCCUCCUGGGCCCGGUGUGGCUGUGGCAGCACAGGCAGUCUGGAACUUGGAAUACACGACAAUGGAGUAGUAGAAGCAGAGAGCCACGGAACCUUAAGGAUUAGAUUUCUAUAGUCCUCACAGCAGUCUCAUUGUAUAAGUGGGGAGACUAAGGCCCAGUUAGGCUAAUUGACUUGCCCAAGGUGAAAUAGUUAACUGCAGUGGCAGUGCUAAAAGUCUCCUCAUUUCAACCCCUUGUACCAUGGUUUUUAGAGCGGGCACUAGUGUCCCCUACCUGGAUGACAGCAGUGAAGGGAUGGCCAGAAGGAUCUGCAGGGACCCCUUCAAACAGAACAGGUCUGUUUUUAUCCCACUUAUAUAUUGGGACUUGGAAUGAUUUAUACUAGUCAGAAAGGAUUUUUCCUGUCCCACCCAAAAACAUCACAACAAAUCUCUGUGCUGUGUCAUGUUCAUGAAAUAGUCAUGAUAAGCUAGGGGAUGGUCAAAGAUUUCAAACUGUGUUUCACAAGCAGGGUGUUCAUGUUGACCAGAAGUGGGGCUACUGGAUGUGACAUUCUCAGAUGAGCACAUUAAAGGCUCUGAAAUCACAGCAGGCAAGAAACCCACUACCAAACUCAGUUUCUCACAUGUCUUCUUAUGAACACUUCAGGCCUCAGGUUCUUUCUGGCACAAUGUGAGGAGGAUGGGAGGUCCUGACUAGAACCAGAGCUCCUGAGCAAAAACCACAGUGUCCCACCGCCUUGGCAAUCUUAAGCAAGACACUGCCCCUCUGUCAGGGCCUUUGCUAUCUGCGUCAUUCUGCUGUCCUGGCCCUCCAUGAACACGUCCUGCUCAUUCUACUCACAGGUGCUGAGGGGAAGGGGGAAUGAUGAGCUGACUUUGUUGUAGACACCAAGGAAACAACAGCAAAGGAGGCAUGUGCAGCCUUUCCAAUGGAUAACAGCCACCCAAGGCAGAAGUUAAACUCCAGCUCUGAAGGGAGCAUGUUGUACCCUGGAGUCUGUAGGCAGUGUGAGAAGAGUGGAGGACAGGACCUCACCCCGCACUGAGGAUAUAGACUACAAAAACAGUGCUCUUGCUUGCAACUAGAGGUGUAAGGGAGUCUCCACUUAAGGGGUGGGGAGUCUAGAGCAGUUCUUAUGUCUCUCUGUACGAUUACUUGAUGUUUAGACAAUGCCACCCAUAAGUAACCAACAGGUAGACAACCAGCAGCUGAAGGGGUUGCCCUCCCUUUCCCUACACUCUGUGUAGCAGCCAUCCAGCUGCUGUUGGGAUCACUUAUCAUGGGACAUUGCUGAGGAUCCAGUCGUGCCCUCAGUGCCAUGAUGCCAAAAGGGCUCCUGUCACCCAGACACUUGAGAGCUUGUGGCUGGUGCUGUGCCUCACGGUGUAACUGAGCCCCAGAAGAGAACUUGUGAGGACAUAUGAGGACAGCCCUCUUGGGAUUGGGACAGGGUUCCUGUCACCUGACCAGUCCCUCUCAUCUCUCCCAAUAAGGAGCCCAAUGUAGGGCCAUGGGGGAUGUGCUUCCGGGCUGAUGUCACCAUGGAAAAAGGGAGACUCAUUAGCUGGCACGACCCAAAGGCAUGAGGAGGUGAAUAGUGUCCACGAUUCCUUUUGCUAGGCAGGCUUUGGUUCUGAGCUCAAGGAAGACAAUAGCUACCAAAGGGACUAGGGGAUAGAUCUUGGUGGCAUAAGCCAUGACUGCUUUAUUCAGCUCUCACCCUCCCUCAUUCCCCCCAUUGGUUUCCCAGGCCCAGUCUCUGCCUCUAUGCUCUACUCCACUCUGUGGCCACACUGAUUUUCCUAACAUGCAAACCCAGGCCUGUCACCAUUCCACCUGAAAGCCUUCCAUGGCUCUUGUUGCCCUCAGGGUAUACAUCUCAGCUCUGCUUACCUCUGAAGACCUAUAUGUUGCUGUCCCUUGUGCCUACCUCUCACAUACCAAGUGUAUUUUCUGGCAACAGUUACACCCUUCUCAUUUGCUGCUCCCUCUGCCUUCUGACCUCCCAUGUGCCGUCUUUUGCCUCCUCAUCUUCCAACUUAGAGCAGUGUCACUUCCUUGGGAAGCCCCACCACCUUUGCCACUCCAGGCUAGAUCAGUGUGCAGAGACUCUGUUCUUUUGCUGCCUCCCCCAUCAGACCGUGGGUGCAACAAGGGCUGGCAGGACCCAUUUACUACAUCCCAAUAUGCAGGAUGCCCAGCACAUCCUGAAGGUCAAACACCUGAGAGGUAACAAGCAAUACCCAUGGAGCACUUUACAGGAUGCAAAAGGCCUGCAGUGAAGCCUGGAAUUGGCAUGUCACUUUGUGACCCCAGUCUACAGAUGAAAAGACUAAGCUUCCAAGACAUCAGGCAGUUCUCCAAGAUCAUGCAUAUGACACAAAUUGCAACAUGUUGUAAUUGUUGUAAAGAUUAUGUGUGACACAUGAGUAUACCUGGAGAUGUAUGUCAAGAUUUCUGCUGCUGCCCUGUUUGAAAUAGCGAAGAUUAAAUCUCUUUAUAUGUCCAUGAAAAAGAGAAUAGAGAAACGAGUGGUUCUUCUUUGUUAU
This is a messenger RNA of Castor canadensis (American beaver), 4547 nucleotides long. It is a transcript of the gene Cyb5r5, whose product is annotated as cytochrome b5 reductase like. Gene Ontology annotation, molecular function: oxidoreductase activity. The record is from RefSeq and is a predicted model, not a curated record. Lineage: Eukaryota; Metazoa; Chordata; Mammalia; Rodentia; Castoridae.